Fomitopsis serialis is the source of this 3042-nucleotide messenger RNA. RefSeq lists its product as uncharacterized. NCBI's taxonomy places the organism in Eukaryota, Fungi, Basidiomycota, Agaricomycetes, Polyporales, Fomitopsidaceae. The record is from RefSeq and is a predicted model, not a curated record. The transcript has 13 exons. The annotation marks the transcript as partial.
AUGGCCUGGGCGAACACCGGGUCAGUUGUGAAGUCAGACAAGGAAGUCCAGCGGCUCGUAGACGAGGUCUUCCUUGCCCACGACUUCGAUCGCGAGGAGCUGCGUCAGUUCCGUGUCGCAAGGGAAUUCGAACGCCUAGACAGUCUCGACAAGCCGGGCAACAUCUUCUCAAGUGAAGAUGGAUGGCAUGAAGGGUCCGUCAAGAUUCAUGUCCCUAAGGAGGGCUUGAAACACGCAUCGGAAGCCGAGACCCCUGCCUUUCAUGUACCCAACGUGUACUUCCGGAAACUGGCUGAGGUCAUUCGCUCGGCGACAGAGAACACCGACGCCCGGCGUGUCAACUGGCUGCCAUUCCGGCGGUAUUGGAGACACUCGGACAACAAGUACGAAAACAUCCGUCUCUUCUCUGAUCUCACCGACACCGACGCAAUGCUUGAAGAAGAUGCUAGGAUCCGUACGAUGCCGCGCCAGCCUGGAGAUGCCCCGGAAGUUGAGUACGCAGUGGCACCACUCAUGGUCUGGUCGGACUCGACACAUCUCGCGAACUUCGGUGGAGCGCACCUUUGGCCAGUAUAUGUGUACUUCGGAUGGUUAUCGAAGUACAUCCGUGGACGACCAACAUCGUUUGCAGCUCACCAUCUCGCAUACCUACCAUCACUUCCGGAUUCCAUACAAGACUGGUAUCAGAAGACGUAUGGCACCACAGCGACCGCAGACGUCCUCCGUUUCUGCAAGAAGGAACUCAUGCACGCGAUCUGGUGUCUCUUCAUGGACGACAGCUUCAUGGAUGCAUAUCGGAAUGGCAUGCUUAUACACUGUAGCGAUGGUGUUCUGCGUCGCUUCUUUCCAAGGUUCUUUACAUACUCCGCUGAUUAUCCAGAGAAAGUGUUACUUGCAUGCCUCCGUUUCCUCGGAAAAUGCCCAUGUCCGCGAUGUCUUAUCAACAAAUCAGAUAUCCUCGACAUGGGCUCAUCUGCAGAUCUCCAGCUACGCAUGAACAUUCGCAUCGACUGUAAAAAGUUGUGGUCCAUUAUUGAUCGAGUGCGCCGGUGGAUAUUCAAACAAGGGUAUGCUUUGACGAGCAAGGCAAUUGGUCAAGUAAUGGAUCCGAUCUCCAUUCUCCCAACAAGAAGUGCCUUCUCUACGCGCCUGGCCGACACUGGAUUCAACCAUUAUUCCCUCUUUGUUCCUGAUAUUCUCCACGAGUUCGAACUUGGCGUGUGGAAGGCCAUAUUCGUGCAUCUGUUAAGGAUUUUAUAUGCCGAAGGGAAGGAUCGCAUUCAAAUCCUAAAUGAACGUUUUCGCCGUGUUCCCACCUUUGGUCGUAGCACGAUCCGUCGAUUCUCACGAAACGUAUCCGGACUGAAGCAGAUGGCUGGGCGUGAUUUUGAGGACAUCCUUCAGUGCAUCAUCCCCGUAUUCGAUGGACUCCUCCCUCCCCCGCAUGACGAGCUUGUGGCGACACUGCUAUUCCAACUCGCAUACUGGCAUGGACUUGCGAAGCUUCGCCUACAUACAGACGAAACAGUGGCACUGUUGCAUGCCGCAACGCGUGCACUCGGGAAGAUCACGCGCAAGUUUCUGAGUAAGACAUGUGAAGCAUACGACACUCGAGAGCUCCCUAGGGAGGAAGCCGCACGUGGUCGCCGUAAGGCAGCGAUGAUGGCAAAAAGAGGGGUCAAAGCCAAGUCGAAAGCACCACAAACCGGCGCCAAGCGUAAAUUGCUCAACUUGCUAACGUUCAAGUGGCACUCGUUAGGCCACUACGCUUCUGCCAUCCCUUGGUUUGGGCCACUCGAUGGUGUCAAUACACAAACGGGUGAAAUGGAACAUCGUCGGGUGAAGCGGUUCUAUAUUCGCACAAACAAGAACAACGCUGCCCGGCAAAUAGCUCGACGGCAACGCCGUGAACAUCAUCUCAGGAAGAUCCUCCAGAGAGAUCGCGAGUGGCAUGCAGAACAAGUCGCACAAGAAGCUCGCAAAGCCCAGCUUGAGUCCCGCGAACACGCUCACGAAGCCCAACUUGAGCCGCGCAAACAAACGUCUCCACACGAACGUUAUCAUAUGUCAAGCUCCGAACGGCACUACAAGAAUAUCUCCAAGUGGGUCAACACUGGCAUGCGUAAUAAUGACCCUGUGUUUACGAAUUUCGUACCAAUGCUCAAGGACCACCUUCUCUCACGACUGACAAACCGUGAAUAUGACGGCGACGAAGAUAGCUUUGGACCAGAUGAACAUGACACAGUAAGCUUCGUCCAUGACCGCAUUUUCCUUCACAAGGCCCUUCGUAUCAAUUAUACCACGUACGACAUGCGACGAGCUCAGGACACGAUCAACCCUCGUAUCCGAUCGGACAUCAUGCUUCUGGCACCACAUGAAGAUGACGAAGACGACAAUGCAAAUGGACAUCCAUACUGGUAUGCUCGAGUUAUUGGGAUUUUCCACCUUAACGUCAAGCAUCGCGGCUUCCUGUCGAAAUCGAAGUCUGCUCAACGCAUGGACGUGCUCUGGAUUCGAUGGUUCGGUCGCGAUACCACAGCGCCCGGUGGCUUCGAGACCUGCCGUCUUCACCGCAUCGGAUUCAUCAAUCAUGACGCCCCGAACGCCUUUGGUUUCCUCGACCCCAAGCAAGUUCUCCGAGCAUGCCAUAUCCUACCGUGCUUUGCAUACAAUUUUACGGCUGAGUAUCUUCCACCAUCCAUAGCACGCCAACCAGAAGAGCGCGACAUGGACUAUGUCUAUUAUUAUGUUGGCAUGUUCGCUGAUCGUGACAUGCUGAUGCGCUACAUUGGCGGUGCAAUCGGGCACAAAGGCCUACCAGAGCCGACAAGCAGACAGGUGAUCCCUAGUGACGAAGAAGACUUUGGGUAUCAUUGGAGCUCCGAGUCUAGUGACGAUGGCGAUCAUGAAGCUAGCGACGGGGACGAAAGGCUUGAGGUAGUAGAUGCUGACAUGGUUGGAAAUGAAGGCGAUAGUGACGCAGACAGUGGCAAGGAAGAUGACGAGGACGUUCAAGAAGACCUUGAUGCUGAGGAUGAGGAG